GGUUCGCGGAGCAGAGACGGCUCAGUCGUAUGAUAAACGCGGAGCCACCUGGGUAGGAGGCGAGCUCUGGUGCGUCUGCACAUCCAUCGACGCCGGUGAAUCGUGCACUACGCGAACAAUGUGUUCGUGGACCUCGUGAAACGGAACCGCGACCACAGUUGUUCAAUUGACGCUCUACUGUUGCGAAACCCGUAGGUCUGUGUCGAUCGGCUACUACCGCGUUUUUGUUUCGAAUCCUGAUCACCGUGAGAUCCACUUGCUUCCGAGAUCCGCGAUUUGUUAUCCGGACGUUCAGACAGGUAAUCAAGGGAAUAGAAUUAUUACAAGAGGAUGAGUCUUCGUUGGAUUCACGAAAAUUUAGAAGCACCAACAUGCGAUGAGGAAUGCAGCGACAUCGAUGACAGUUGCAGCGACGACAGCUACGAUUCCGAUCUAUCAAUCUGCGAGGAGAAAGGACCGGGAAACGAAAAGGAGAUCAAUGGGGAUCGCAGGAGGAAAAGGGAGACUAGGAGACAUCCGACCACUACAGUGAAGUUCGACGAGAACGGAACUCCGCAUUACAUCACGGAAUCGGUUAAACGACCGCCUUACGUAAUAUGGGAUCCCAGGAAACCGGCACAAAAUCCUGUGUACAAUUGUUUGGUAAUCAAAUUGUUCUGUCGAACCGGAUACCAUCUUGCUGUUUCGAACUCUGGUCGUGUUCGAGGUUUGAGUGCCACGAACGAACCACAUGCUUUGCUUCACAUUAUACCGGUAUCAUUUGGAGUGAUUCGAAUACAAAGUCUUGAAACUAGUCUGUAUUUGGCUUUCAAUAAGAAGGGACGUUUGUAUGGUGAGCUAAGUGCAAACAAAGAUAACACAGAAUGGGAGCAAUGGAACGUCGGUUCCUAUGAUGCUUUUCGAUCACGAAAAUACGCGAAUCAGGGAUGGUGGAUAGGAAUAAAGAAAAACGGACGAGCAAAGCCAGGACCAAAAACAAGUUGGGGCCAAAAAUCGAUACAAUUCCUAGCAAUACGACAAGAUUAAUUUCUACGAAUAUUUUAUAUUUCUGUACUAAAUUAAUUCGUAACAAUUAUGUGAAUCCUAAACAAAGAAAAAGACCCUAAAUGUUAAAUUAAAUUAAUCAUGAUGCAUAAUGACGAACUUUAAAAAAUCUUUUUAACGAAUUUAUGUAAUUUUUUACUAACAACGAAAAUCAUACGUUCGACAAGAAAUCAAUUACACAUUUUUUAUGGGAAAUAAAUAAUCUCGUUGCCUUCCAAUAGAAUAUAAUGUUUAUUAUAACACUAUGUUACUCAACAAUGAAAUAAUUUGAGAUUGUGCAUUCUGCUUGUGCCCUCCAACUGAAACUUCAUCGCAAGUUGCAGUUUUAAAUUGCAAUACAUUUCUUUUUCUUUAUUAUUUUUUCCUUAUCUUUUUUCUUUCUCAGUUGCAGUAGUAAUCGUUGAUCGAACAUGCUGCAGGCAAAGUGUCGAUCGUUUUCAAUCAGUCAGUUAAAUUAGUGAUUAAAACGUACACUGUGCUCGCAGCAUUUACACGAACGUUAAUUUAUAUUAAUAUAUUAUAUAGUCAUAUGUAAUAUAUAUAUAUAAUUAUUUCUUAUCUCUUUUGUACAUCUACAUACAUUGCAUACACGUAUGUCGAAACCCUUAAGCGAAAGCUCGAAUUAAAAAAUGUUGGUGUUUGAUUAAA
This is a messenger RNA of Bombus pascuorum, 1692 nucleotides long. RefSeq names its product fibroblast growth factor 1-like. Bases 331 to 1026 code for a protein of 231 amino acids. Lineage: Eukaryota; Metazoa; Arthropoda; Insecta; Hymenoptera; Apidae. Gene Ontology annotation, biological process: positive regulation of cell population proliferation; fibroblast growth factor receptor signaling pathway; positive regulation of protein phosphorylation. The record is from RefSeq and is a predicted model, not a curated record. Gene Ontology annotation, molecular function: fibroblast growth factor receptor binding; growth factor activity. The transcript has 5 exons. Gene Ontology annotation, cellular component: cytoplasm.